AUGGAGACAGCGGGAAAGGCCGAGCUGGUGACCAUCGUAGAGACAGUCCAGCAUCAUGAGGACUGUCCAGACUCGGCAACGCCUUGGACAGCGUGCUGGCAACCAUCCUGCGGUUGGAGGGGAAUGUGCAGUCCCUCCAGCCUCCAGCACCGGUUCCGGCACCAGCCCCCACACCACCACUAUCUGCAUCCAUCCCAUCUGAGCUGGUCCGCGGAAUACCCCUAUCCCUCCCGGAGCGCUUUGACGGUGCACCAGCGAGAUGCAAGGGAUUUCUUCUGCAAUCCGACCUGUACCUCGCUCGCUAUGCCGAGGCAGUCUCCGGGAGAGACAGGGUUGCCACAGUCAUCUCGACACUGACCGGACGGGUCCUGGACUGGGGUGGUGCGGUCUGGGAAAUGGGUGGACCCGAGGUCGAGUCCUACGAGUGCUUCACCCUCCUCUUCCACUCAGUGUUUGAUAAUCCUGUGGAGGGCCAAGAGGGGGGUGAGCAUCUACACCGACUACGUCAGGGAUCUAGGACUGCCUCGGAGUUCGCCCUGGAGUUCCGGACCAUAGCGGCCUCCACCGGAUGGAACCAGUCGGCUCUGGUCACCGUUUUCAGCAGCGGACUGCAGGAGGAGGUACAGAAGGAGUUAGCCUGCCGUGAUGACAACCCAUCACUCGACCAGCUCAUCAGCAUGGCGGUCCGGUUGGACAACCUCCUGCGGUUCCGAUGAAGACCUGCGCGGAAUCCGGAGCCCAUGGCUACACCUGCUCCGUAGCCAGAGCCGAUGGAGGUGGGCUCUGCAAGUUUGCCCAAGGCAGAGCGUAGGAGAAGGAGGAAUCUGGGCCUCUGGUCCUAUUGUGGAGAAAGGGGUCAUUUCUCCCCUACCUAUUAUUCUAUCCACUAAUAGGCGAGGAGGUGAUAAGCCAGGGAAUUCCCCUGCUCCAACUCCGGUAGGAUGCAAGAUCUCCUCUCCUUUUCUGUUUUCCCAUAAAAAACCCUGAAUACUCUAGCCCCUCACUCCCGUUAGCUCUGAUUAAUUCCGGAGCUGCCGGGAAUCUUUUAGAUAGCGCACUGGCUACUGCAUUACGCAUUCCUUUCGUUCCCCUACAGUCACCCAUUCCGGUUCGAGCCCUGGAUAAUCAUCCAAUAGGGACAGGACUUGUACAUCACAUCACUGUUCCCGUUUCUCUGCUGACCCAUGAGACUCAUUUAGAACAGAUCACCUUUUUGAUUAUAGACACCCCCACGCACCUGGUUGUUUUAGGUCUCCCCUGGUUGAGUUGGCAUAACCCUGUUAUUUCCUGGUCUGAGAGGAAACUGCUGGGUUGGUCGCAGGAGUGUCAGGGGAGGUGUCUCGCGGUGUCUGUCAACACCACUACGGUGGAAAGUAAGGACCACGCCCCUCAAGUGGAUUUACCGGAGGAAUACCAGGAUCUGCAUCGGGUUUAUUUUAAGACCCAGGCUAUACGCCUGCCUCCUCAUCGCCCCCCCCCCAUCAUCCCUUCGUUCCGUAGCAUCGAUCACCGCGGCAGUAGUGUGGGACGUGGACGCCGACAUAUGGCAGGCCCUGCGUGCAGAGCCGCACCUGCACAGUGCCCGGAGAACCACGCCUACGUGCCCACGGGUGUGCGGGACUGCCUCCUUACCUGGGCGCACACGCCGCCUGUGUCGGUUCAUCCUGGGAUAGGCCGUACCAUCGCCUGCUUGACUGAGAAGUACUGGUGGCCCACCUUUGCUAGGGACGUCCAGGUUUACGUCUCUUCUUACUCCAUCUGUGCCCAGUCAAAGACACCCAGACACCUCCUUCUCCUGCCGGUUCCACAACGACCCUGGCCUCACCUCUCGGUGGACUUUGUCACUGACCUUCCCCACUCCCAGGGGAACACCACCGUUCUCGUCGUUGUGGACCGGUUUUCCAAAGCUUGUCGCCUCCUUCCUCUGUCUGGGCUCCUAUCGGGUUAAUGCUGCAUUAAACCGCAUUAACCCGACUUUUCAUGUGUCUCUCCUCAGGCCAGUGGUGCCUGGUCCCCUCGCUGAGGCUGGACCCAGUGACGUCCCGCCUCCUCCUCUGGACAUCGAGGGAGGUCCAGCGUACUUGGAAGUCCUGGAUUCGAGGUGUCGACUGGGAGGGGUAUGGCCCAGAGGAGCGGUGCCUGGGAUUUUCACUGUCGGCGUCCUGACCAACCCGCACCGCGUCUCUGUGGUCGCCCCCGAGGCCGGUGUCAUCCCGCUGCUGUCACGGAUCCUCCCAUGGUGUGGGUCGGUCAGGGCACCGACGGUUAGGAUGUCCACAGCAGGAACCCAGCACCGCUCCUCUGGGCCAUACCCCUCCCAGUCGAUGAGGUACUGGAGACGUGACAAUCCCUUUUGUGUGGCCGUAAUGCACCCUAAAAAAAUCCAUGCCUUUUGCGGCCAGUGGCCGUUGUGCCCUUGGCCCGGUGUGCUGCAUUGUGCCCUUCUCCCUGAGUGCUGCCUGCUCCGAAGCACCUCUCACUCACAUGGUUCACAUGAUCGGGUCUUUCUCACAAGCUACAAGUGAAGACAGACACAUCGGGGACGCAACUGCGCGCUUCCUUAUUCAAUUCCGAGGUGCAUAUUGAAAGAACUGUCCACAUUUACUUUACGUCAGCCAGCAAGAUGUGUAGGCAUAACGAACAGCAAAAGCACCAGCCUAUGUCAAUCUACUAUCCCCCAUAGCACAAAAGUGGACCUAUUCCGUGCGAGAAAUAAAUAUUCCAAACAUAGUCUGGAACAGUUGUUGGAUGCAAUAGAUCCCAAAUUAAUACAACCACUAGCAUCAAAAAAACAUUUUUUUAUGCAAUGUGGCUGACACAACAGAUCAGAAUGUUUAGCUUAAAAUGUUGAUAAACUAUUAGGCUACUUCUUCAUAUUAUAAGUGCAACAAUGCGCACACAGCAGUAGGCUAUAAGCACGAAUGUUCCAUUAGCGGGAAAACACCAUUAUCAAAAGUGACCGCAAAUGUGAUAAUGCAUGUAAUGCUUUUAUUAUAAAGGUGCAUUUUUAUGGUGAAAAAUAUCAAAAUUCACGCACUGCUUAUGAAUGCCAGUUAGGCUCUAGACCCCUUGUAAAACUGAUUAAUGUGCUCAAUUUGAAGAAGUUAUUUGGCCACUUUAGUUGUGAUACAAACCUUAUCAAAACAUACAGGCCUAUAGGCUAGGCUACAUGAGGUGUGCGACUAUGAUUCGAAAAGGUCGCAAAAAAAGGCAUUAUUUCUUGCCUUAAACUGGGCAUCAUUCACAAGUGAUAGAAUAUCAUUCACAAGUGAUAUUCUUGAUUUAAUCUUGUCUUUACAUACAGUAUGUGUGAAAUUUGUUUUGAUUUAGAAUGGACCAUUAUCAUGCACCUGUCUCGAAAUAGCAGCAGGGGAAAAAAUACAUGUAAUCUAUGCACUUACAGUGGGGAAAAAAAGUAUUUAGUCAGCCACCAAUUGUGCAAGUUCUCCCACUUAAAAAGAUGAGAGAGUCCUGUAAUUUUCAUCAUAGGUACACGUCAAGUAUGACAGACAAAUUGAGAUUUUUUUUUCUCCAGAAAAUCACAUUGGAGGACUUUUAAUGAAUUUAUUUGCAAAUUAUGGUGGAAAAUAAGUAUUUGGUCACCUACAAACAAGCAAGAUUUCUGGCUCUCACAGAUCUGUAACUUCUUCUUUAAGAGGCUCCUCUGUCCUCCACUCGUUACCUGUAUUAAUGGCACCUGUUUGAACUUGUUAUCAGUAUAAAAGACACCUGUCCACAACCUCAAACAGUCACACUCCAAACUCCACUAUGGCCAAGACCAAAGAGCUGUCAAAGGACACCAGAAACAAAAUUGUAGACCUGCACCAGGCUGGGAAGACUGAAUCUGCAAUAGGUAAGCAGCUUGGUUUGAAGAAAUCACCUGUGGGAGCAAUUAUUAGGAAAUGGAAGACAUACAAGACCACUGAUAAUCUCCCUUGAUCUGGGGCUUCACGCAAGAUCUCACCCCGUGUGGUCAAAAUGAUCACAAGAACGGUGAGCAAAAAUCCCAGAACCACACGGGGGGACCUAGUGAAUGACCUGCAGAGAGCUGGGACCAAAGUAACAAAGCCUACCAUCAGUAACACACUACACCGCCAGGGACUCAAAUCCUGCAGUGCCAGACGUGUCCCCCUGCUUAAGCCAGUACAUGUCCAGGCCCGUCUGAAGUUUGCUAGAGUGCAUUUGGAUGAUCCAGAAGAGGAUUGGGAGAAUGUCAUAUGGUCAUAUGAAACCAAGAUAGAACUUUUUGGUAAAAACUCAACUUGUCGUGUUUGGAGGACAAAGAAUGCUGAGUUGCAUCUAAAGAACACCAUACCUACUGUGAAGCAUGGGGGUGGAAACAUCAUGCUUUGGGGCUGUUUUUCUGCAAAGGGACCAGGACGACUGAUCCGUGUAAAGGAAAGAAUGAAUGGGGCCAUGUAUCAUGAGAUUUUGAGUGAAAACCUCCUUCCAUCAGCAAGGGCAUUGAAGAUGAAAAGUGGCUGGGUCUUUCAGCAUGACAAUGAUCCCAAACACACCGCCCGGGCAACGAAAGAGUGGCUUCGUAAGAAGCAUUUCAAGGUCCUGGAGUGGCCUAGCCAGUCUCCAGAUCUCAACCCCAUAGAAAAUCUUUGGAGGGAGUUGAAAGUCCGUGUUCCCCAGCGACAGCCACAAAACAUCACUGCUCUAGAGGAGAUCUGCAUGGAGGAAUGGGCCAAAAUACCAGCAACAGUGUGUGAAAACCUUGUGAAGACUUACAGAAAACGUUUGACCUGUGUCAUUGCCAACAAAGGGUAUAUAACAAAGUAUUGAGAAACUUUAGUUAUUGACCAAAUACUUAUUUUCCACCAUAAUUUGCAAAUAAAUUCAUUAAAAAUCCUACAAUGUGAUUUUCUGGAUUUUCUUUCCUCAUUUUGUCUGUCAUAAUUGAUGUGUACCUAUGAUGAAAAUUACAGGCCUCUCUCAUCUUUUUAAGUGAGAGAACUUGCACAAUUGGUGGCUGACUAAAUACUUUUCCCCCCCACUGUAAAUAGCGAAUGGAGGACACUUUUCCCUUGAUUCAUUUUCAUGCCAGCCAGGUUGGCUAUACUCCUGUUGUAAAGAUAAUGAAUGUGCUUAAUAUUAGGAAAGUUGAGAAAUAAAUACAGUAAGUCUAUAAAAAGCUGAUGGGAUACUCUUUUUAAUAGAGGCCAUCACUCUGUUUUCUCGCGCAAUUGCAUAGCCUAUAGAAAUGUUGUGCAACACAAGCACAUGGGCUCUCAUGAAGUGUUUGAUUAGAUUUUCGAUUACAUUUGCAUUGAUGUCAGAGUGAUUAGAGGGACAUUAGAGUGCCUGGUACCAGGCAGUUGGCAAGUUUGGUAGACUACUAAUGACCAUCAGCAACAUCAGAGCUGGGAGAACCCUAAUUACCACGACUAAACGGUCACGUGGAAUUUGACUGCCUUCAUGACUCGUGACCGCCAGUGUGGCGGUAAUACGGUCACCGCAACAGCCCUACUCCCACAGCCUUCCCUCCUCCUCCUUCUUCUUCCUCUUCUUCUUCUUCUUCUUCUUCUUCUUCUUCUUCUUCUUCUUCUUCUUCUUCUUCUUCUUCUUCGGCGGUCCGCAAACAAGCAUUACAGGUGCAAGCCGCCACCUACUGUACUGGUGGUAAACUAUAAAAAAUAAUAUCCAUUGUUGGAAAGGGUGAAAAAACAGACACCUUACAAAAGACAAAAAUAGACACAUAAAAAGAAAACAUCCCACAACUUCAGUCACAUUCCAAUUCAAGUCACAUCCCUACACAGCGGAACAUCCUUUGACAGGAUUUUUUGCAAAGCCUCGGCUGUAAACUCACCGAGUCCCAAAUCGUUCUGCUGCACUAACAAUUAUUCAAAUGUUCUCAGAUUUUUUCUUUGUUUGUGCUGUGCAGUUUAUGACAAUUGCAAUAAAUGCUACAAAGUCCACCUUUGUAAUAUAGCAGGAUCCCUUGAUUGCUGAGAAACAUUCACUGGUGCAGUCUCAAUUACCAUUGCAUCUUCAACAACACUCGCUCCUUCCACUCUUCUCACUGACUAAGAGACAUGCAGGACAGCCCUUAUUCUCACCACCUCUGUCUCCUUCACCCUAACAGGGCAAUCCGGGGACUCGGGCUCAUGUUUGCCACCACAGAUGCAGCAUAUAACCUCAGCUGGCAUAGGAUAUUCUUCCCACCUGCAUACACUUGAUACAUUAUAUAUUUUUUCAUUUGAUUCAUUUAGCAGACGCUCUUAUCCAGAAUGAUUUACAGGUGCAAUGAGGGUGAAGUGCAUUGCUCAAGGGCACAACAACUGAUUUUUCACCUAGUCGGCUCAGUGAUUCAAACCAGUAACCUUUCGGUUACUGGCCCAACGCUCUUAACCGCUAGGCUACCUGCUGCCCCGCCCCAUGCCCAAAUAUUUUGCAUUUAUAACACUGGAGGAGCUUGUGCACAAAAGCUCUUACAGGGUAUUUCAUAAAGCUUUACAUGAGAAGGGAGAGACUUAUCAAAAAACAAUAAUAUGGACAAAGUGGGUUUCAUUACUUCAUCCACCAUACAGGUCGUCAACGUGCACCAAUCACUUCACCUUCUUUCUCAGGUAUAUCAUCUGCAUCCACUUCAUGUGCAACCCCAGAGAUUACCCACUUGACAGGCGCUCUGCUUCGGAAAUCCUUACACAAAACAUACCAUAAAAAAAAAAAAAUGUAGGCACAAAAAAAAAAAAAUUGGCACAAAAAAUAAAAUAAUUCAAUUCUAUCCACUUCCAGGUCCACCCCAGAGAUAGGUGCCCUGCUUUUUCAACCAAUGAUGUACUGUAUAUAAACACUAGAUUGUAAAUGCUAUGAAUUGGCCAAUGAGAGGCUGUGAAGCCACCAACCACCAUAUUGGUACUCCUCAGAAGGAGCAGUCCUCCAUGGAUGCGGUAAGAUAUAAAAAUAAUGUAGACCAUGGGGGAUAGAAUGACGCCGUAAUUGGCGCCCACUGAAAAAAGCUAAGCUAACAAAGUGGUCAAAUCCGUCAUGAUUUACAGUAUAUGUUCUCACAUUCCCACAAUGUGGUAACUAAAAUCCGAUUUGGAUAUAGUUGGCUGUUUUCACUGCAUAAUAUUUAUAAGUUGUCCUUUUCUGGUUUAGAAAAAAUGUCUGCUAAAUGCUAACGUGCAUAGCUAACCAUAUACAGUGGGGAGAACAAGUAUUUGAUACACUGCUGAUUUUGCAGGUUUUCCUACUUACAAAGCAUGUAGAGGUCUGUAAUUUUUAUCAUAGGUACACUUCAACUGUGAGAGACGGAAUCUAAAACAAAAAUCCAGAAAAUCACAUUGUAUGAUUUUUAAGUAAUUAAUUUGCAUUUUAUUGCAUGACAUAAGUAUUUGAUACAUCAGAAAAGCAGAACUUAAUAUUUGGUACAGAAACCUUUGUUUGCAAUUACAGAGAUCAUACGUUUCCUGUAGGUCUUGACCAGGUUUGCACACACUGCGGCAGGGAUUUUGGCCCACUCCUCCAUACAGACCUUCUCCAGAUCCUUCAGGUUUCGGGGCUGUCGCUGGGCAAUACGGACUUUCAGCUCUCUCCAAAGAUUUUCUAUUGGGUUCAGGUCUGGAGACUGGCUAGGCCACUCCAGGACCUUGAGAUGCUUCUUACGGAGCCACUUCUUAGUUGCCCUGGCUGUGUGUUUCGGGUCAUUGUCAUGCUGGAAGACCCAGCCACGACCCAUCUUCAAUGCUCUUACUGAUGGAAGGAGGUUGUUGGCAAAGAUCUCGCGCUACAUGGCCCCAUCCAUCCUCCCAUCAAUACGGUGCAGUCAUCCUGUCCUCUUUGCAGAAAAGCAUCCCCAAAGAAUGAUGUUUCCACCUCCAUGCUUCACGGUUGGGAUGGUGUUCUUGGGGUUGUACUCAUCCUUCUUCUUCCUCCAAACACGGCGAGUGGAGUUUAGACCAAAAAAGCUCUAUAUUUGUCUCAUCAGACCACAUGACCUUCUCCCAUUCCUCCUCUGGAUCAUCCAGAUGGUCAUUGGCAAACUUCAGACGGGCCUGGACAUGCGCUGGCUUGAGCAGGGGGACCUUGCGUGCACUGCAGGAUUUUAAUCCAUGACGGCGUAGUGUGUUACUAAUGGUUUUCUUUGAGACUGUGGUCCCAGCUCUCUUCAGGUCAUUGACCAGGUCCUGUCGUGUAGUUCUGGGCUGAUCCCUCACCUUCCUCAUGAUCAUUGAUGCCCCACGAGGUGAGAUCUUGCAUGGAGCCCCAGACUGAGGGUGAUUGACCGUCAUCUUGAACUUCUUCCAUUUUCUAAUAAUUGCGCCAACAGUUGUUGCUUCUCACCAAGCUGCUUGCCUAUUGUCCUGUAGCCCAUCCCAGCCUUGUGCAGGUCUACAAUUUUAUCCCUGAUGUCCUUACACAGCUCUCUGGUCUUGGCCAUUGUGGAGAGGUAGGAGUCUGUUUGAUUGAGUGUGUGGACAGGUGUCUUUUAUACAGGCAACGAGUUCAAACAGGUGCAGUUAAUACAGGUAAUGAGUGGAGAACAGGAGGGCUUCUUAAAGAAAAACUAACAGGUCUGUGAGAGCCGGAAUUCUUACUGGUUGGUAGGUGAUCAAAUACUUAUGUCAUGCAAUAAAAUCCAAAUGAAUUACUUAAAAAGCAUACAAUGUGAUUUUCUGGAUUUUUGUUUUAGAUUCAGCCUCUCACAGUUGAAGUGUACCUAUGAUAAAAUGUACAGACCUCUACAUGCUUUGUAAGUAGGAAAACCUGCAAAAUCGGCAGUGUAUCAAAUACUUGUUCUCCCUACUGUAGAUAUCGGUGUUGUAGUUUUUAAGUCAUUUUUAAGUGUAAUGCAGUUGAUUGGUGAUGAUGACAUUAACAUGUUUUGGGGUUGACAUCCAUACAAGCAUUAUACUCCAAUUUUUAACCCAACAUAGUGUGAAAUACACAUAAACAAUAGCCUAGACCUAAAUGUAUGCUAAUUUGGAUUGGCGGAAAUGAGGAGAUUCUGGAUUUACAGUAUCUCCCGCAAGGGGACGCGUACGUGGCAUUUCUAUGGCGUUUCCAUGGUUUUGAUUAAACUCUUACCCAAUCUAUAGCAAUGAAUGGAAUUUUACAGUAUUUCAAUAUAAUGUUUCAAGGACAAAAUUACAUGCAGGUAAGUAUUUAUUGGUUUUAGUGGGGUCAGUAACAUUAGUACUCUCUAAAAAUUAUACUCUAAGGAUUUUUUUAUGUAAUUUUUUAUGACUUUGUUCAGUUCAUAAUAUAAUUUAAAAGUAUGCAUUAAUGUGUCUGUAAUAGAAUAUACUUGGCAAAAACAAAUGUAGACACUUCCCACUGGGCACAGACGUCAAUUCAACAUCUAUUCCACGUUGGAAAUUGAAAUGACGUAGAAACAACGUUGAUUCAACCAAGAUCUGAAUGAACAAAUAUGAUUCCCUUUCUUCUUGCUUCUCUGCCAGUUUUUAUUAAAUUCCCUCUUGGCCCCAGCCCAGCAUGUGGGUAAAGCUUGCUCCUUCUGCCUGUCUCCCCACAUCAAUACUGGUUACGCAGAACACAAGGGUUGUGCAUGCCUAUACAUCCUGGCCCCUGACCAAUUAUCCCAACAAUUUUGCUGGCAUGCUAUCAGUGUGCACUCGGAUCAUUCCCCUGGAUUCAUUUGGCUUAAUCUGGAUUAACACCCCUCAUUCGUGGCCUUGACACUGCACGCUCUUCAGCCCCUGGUCCGCAGCAGUCCAGAUUGACUCGACUGGAACUUCAUCAUUAGGUCAAUGUCAUGAUAUGACAGUUUUCCCACUCAACGUGAUGAGAUUAGAAGUUUCAGGCUCAAACUGGCCCCCACAGUCGUCAGGUGCAGAUAGAGUAGAUAAUCGUCAGGGGUGCACAACUUUUGUCCUUGCUUUCUAACCAGAUGUAUGUGUGUACUCACUAGCCGAUAUAUGACAUGAAUUGCAGGGAGAAACUAAAAUCUGCAGCCCCAACACUGAAGUUGCAUCCUUGCAGCAGAGGUACUGAGGAUGAUAUUGAAUCCCUCUCCAUGAACAGCAGUUUACAUUUGCAGACUCUAUUUGGCUGUUUGGCUCACAUAUUUUCCACUAAGGAGAAGCCACCUAGGGAGUCUGUCAACAGCUCAGCGAACAGGGUGCAAAGCAGGCUCUCAUCCCGUGGUCUAGCAAUGUGUAGCAGUCUUAGAACAUUGAUAAUUUCAGUGAAAGCUUUGAAAGAUCUGUUUUAUUCCCAUGGCUCAGUAGAGUAGCAGAGUUUCCAGCAUAUCCUAUAUGUCAUUAUAAAUAGGUAAUUCUGGUGAAAAUAUAGCAGAUUUAUACAAUUUAUACCAAAAUAGCUAUUUCAAAUAUUACAAAGUUAUUGUACAUUUGUUUGUUUAAACCUAAAGGUGUAUGGUCAACCGGUAAUUGAUUUAAUAUGUAAUGACUUUCAGGACAUGUCAGGCUCUUUGAACACAUUUAGAGAGUGCUCUGGGAGUCAGCAAAAAUGUACUGGACCCUGUUCUGGAGCAGAGGACUCUUUAAUUUCAGAUAGUCCGGAAUAUCCCUCUGAUUUGGAGCAGCAUCCCCCCUGAGCCAACAUCCCAUUCCCCCUGUGCACCACAUACAACACACACACAGACCCACAAACACACACACCCCUGCCCCCACCUUCCUCCCAGUCAGAGCAAUGUGUGGUGAGGGGUCAGUUAAGAAACCGCACACUGUGCAUGCGCCUGUCAAGAUGUUGGGAUUUUCCAAGAGAAACCAGAGAGAAAAGGGAGUAGAGGAAAGCCCGUCGGCCCCAAGAACCUCACCGCCUGCUGGGCUUGUUAAUGUGAGGUCGAGGGGUCAGUAAACUGAAUGUGGGUGGCGCAGAGCUCAGGGCCUCUAAUGAAUGACUCCACUCAGAGAUCUGCAUGUGUGUAGAGAGAGAGGGACAACACAUCAAGCCCAGACACACACAGUUUUAUUUAGGCUCUGUUUGCUCUGACGACAGGGACGAUGGGGCUGAAUUGCCUGUGAUUUGGGGCAGGGUCAGUAGCAAACAAUGACUCAACUGAUUAGAGUUGUUCUCCUCUGUCGUUAUAAUCUUGUUGAGGGGUUCAUUGUGGGCCGUGUGUGUGUGUGUGCAUGCUUGUUCUCUAUAAAUUCCCAGGGAGGUGGAGCUGAAGCUCAGUGUCACGAACGUCUACUAAGUGAGUGGACCAAGGCGCAGCGUGCGAUACGAACAUGACUUUAUUUACUUAAAGUACUCAAUGCAAAACAACAAACAAAGACGAAUCGUGAAGUCCUCAGUUACAAUGACUGAUACGGAACAAAAACCCACAACACUAAGGUGAACACUGACAGUUUAAAUAUGGCUCCCAAUCAGAGAUAACGAGCCGACAGCUGACACUCGUUACCACUGAUUGGGAGUCACACGACCAAACCAGGAAACACAACCAAAUACAACACAACCAAUACCAAACACAACCAAAUGAACACACCCUGGCUCAAAAUACACAGUCCCGGAGCCAGAGCGUGACAGUACCCCCCCCUAAAGGCGCGGACUCCGACCGCGCCUACACCCCAAAUAGGGGAGGGCUGGGUGGGUGUUGCUCCUCGGAGGCGGCUCCGGCUCCGGGCUUGACCACCACCCUUCUUCAAUCCCCCCGUAGCGCCCCCGGUCCGAUCUGACCCAGCUGGUAGGAUCUGGACUGACGACGCGCACCCCUGGCUUGGCGCGUGAGGCAGGAACGGACCGGACCUGGCUGACGAUACGCACCCUAGGCUUGAUGCGUGGAGCCGGAACGGGCCUCACCAGGCUGACGACUCGCAUCCCUGGCUUGGUGCGAGUAGCAGGAAUGGGCUGGAUCAGGCUGACGGCUCGCACCCUUGGCUUGGUGCGAGUAGCAGGGACGAGCUGAACCAGGCUGACGACUCGCACCCUUGGCUUGGUGCGAGUAGCAGGAACGGGCUGGACCAGGCCGACGACUCGUACCCCUGGCUUGGUGCGAGUAGCAGGAACGGGCUGGACCAGGCUGACGACUCGCACCCUUGGCUUGGUGCGAGUAGCAGGAACGGGCUGGACCAGGCCGACGACGCACACCGUAGGCUUUGUGCGUAGAGCAGGGACAGGCCGGGCUGGGCUGGCGACGCACACCGUAGGCUUUGUGCGUGGAGCAGGAACAGGCCGGGUCGGGCUGGCGACGCACACCGUAGGCUUUGUGCGUGGAGCAGGAACAGGCCGGGUCGGGCUGGCGACGCACACCGUAGGCUUUGUGCGUGGAGCAGGGACAGGCCGGGCUGGGCUGGCGACGCACACCGUAGGCUUUGUGCGUGGAGCAGGAACAGGCCGGGCUGGGCUGGCGACGCACACCGUAGGCUUUGUGCGUGGAGCAGGGACAGGCCGGGCUGGGCUGGCGACGCACACCGUAGGCUUUGUGCGUGGAGCAGGAACAGGCCGGGCUGGGCUGGCGACGCACACCGUAGGCUUUGUGCGUGGAGCAGGAACAGGCCGGGCUGGGCUGGCGACGCACACCGUAGGCUUUGUGCGUGGAGCAGGGACAGGCCGGGCUGGGCUGGCAACGCACACCGUAGGCUUUGUGCGUGGAGCAGGAACAGGCCGGGUCGGGCUGGCGACGCACACCGUAGGCUUUGUGCGUGGAGCAGGGACAGGCCGGGCUGGGCUGGCGACGCACACCGUAGGCUUUGUGCGUGGAGCAGGAACAGGCCGGGCUGGGCUGGCGACGCACACCGUAGGCUUUGUGCGUGGAGCAGGAACAGGCCGGGCUGGGCUGGCGACGCACACCGUAAACCUAGUGCGUGGAGCAGGAACCGUCCGGGCAGGGCUGGCGACGCACACCGCAGGCUUAGUGCGUGGAACAGGAACCGGCCGGGCUGGACUGGCGACGCACACCGUGGGCUUGGUGCGUGGAGUAGGAACAGGCCGGUCCGUACUGGGAACACACACCACUGGCCUUAACCGGGGAUCAGGAACGGGCCGGACCGGACUGGUAACACACCUCAGUCUCUCACGCCGUGCCUCAACUACUUCCCUCCCUCUACUCGCCAAUGGCUCCCGUAAUCCGGUAGCCUUCUCUCCACGUCUCCCUGUGGCAGCCUCCUGCUGCCCAGCCGCCCAAGCCAUGUGCCCCCCCCAAAAACUUUUUGGGGUUGCCUCUCGUCCUUCCGACGAUGGCCCUGCUGACGCCGUUGCUCCUCUCUCAGUCGCCUCUCCACUGUUUUACUCCAUGGCCGGCGAUCCAUCCCAUCCAGGAUUUCCUCCCAAGUCCAAGACCCUUUACCAUCCAAAAUCUCCUCCCAUGUCCAGACCCUUGGCUCCUGGACACGCUGCUUGGUCCUGGUACGGUGGGUUUUUCUGUCACGAACGUCUACUAAGUGAGUGGACCAAGGCGCAGCGUGCGAUACGAACAUGACUUUAUUUACUUAAAGUACUCAAUGCAAAACAACAAACAAAGACGAAUCGUGAAGUCCUCAGUUACAAUGACUGAUACGGAACAAAAACCCACAACACUAAGGUGAACACUGACAGUUUAAAUAUGGCUCCCAAUCAGAGAUAACGAGCCGACAGCUGACACUCGUUACCACUGAUUGGGAGUCACACGACCAAACAAGGAAACACAACCAAAUACAACACAACCAAUACCAAACACAACCAAAUGAACACACCCUGGCUCAAAAUACACAGUCCCGGAGCCAGAGCGUGACACUCAGUAUUCAUUUGGCCCUUCUGCCGCCUUAAGUACAGGACGUAACCUCAGAAGUAAACCCAUCUCUUCUUGACGACAUCUGUGGUUUUCCUUUUUCCUUUUUUAGAAACUCAAUAAUCUUUCAUUUGCAAUUUGGUUACCAUGUUAAACAUUUAUUUUAAGCAAUCCAGCUCAAACAGUACCUGCACAUUAUUUAGAUUUUGAUGGUUUAUUCUGUAGCUUUUGGCUGUCUUUACUGUGUGUGCGCAGAAGCUUUCAAAAUCUAUUAGGUUUGGAAGUUUCCAUUAAAUGGAAAUGCAUUUUUCUACUGUGUAAAAGUAAACAUUUGGCCAAGGAGUCUGAAUAUCAAUUACACCCUGCCAGCAGUGGAAAAAGUACUCAAUUGUCAUACUUGAGUAAAAGUAAAUAUAUCUUCAUAGAAAAUGACUCAAAUAAAAGUGAGUCACCCAGUAAAAUACGACUUGAGUAAAUGUCUAAAAGUAUUUGGUUUUAAAUAUACUUAAGUAUCAAAAGUAAAUGUAAUUGCUACAAUUGUCACACCCUGAUCUGUUUCACCUGUCUUUGUGAUUGUCUCCACCCCCCUCCAGGUGUCGCCCAUCUUCCCCAUUAUCCCCAGUGUAUUAACCUGUGUUCUCUGUUCGUCUGUUGCCAGUUCGUUUUGUUUCGUCAAGCCUACCAGCGGUUUUCCCCUUUCUCCUGUCUUUCUCUAGUUCCUGUUUUCUAGUUUUCCCGGUUUUGACCAUUCUGCCUGCCAUGAGCCUGCCUGCUGUUCUGUACCUUUUGGACUCUGAUCUGGAUUACUGACCUCUGCCUGCCCUUGACCUGUCAUUUGUCUGCCCCCUGUUUUUGUAAUAAACGUUUGUUACUUCGGCACUGUCUGCAUCUGGGUCUUCUCCUGAAACGUGAUAACAAUAUACUUAAGUAUCAAAAGUAAAAGUAUGAAUAAUUUCACAUUCCUUAUAUUAAGCAAACCAGACAGCACCAUUUUCUUGUUUUAUUAUUUUACGGAUAGCCAGGGGCACACUCCAACACUCAGACAUAAUUUACAAAUGAAGCAUUUGUGUUUAGUGAGUUUGCCAGAUCAGAGGCAGUAGGGAUGACGAGUGAUGUUCUCUUGAUACGUGGUUGAUUUGGAAAAAUGUUCUGUCCUGCUAAGCAUUCGAAAUGUAACUUGUACUUUUGGGUGUCAGGGAAAAUGUAUGGGGUAAAAAGUACAUUAUUUUCUUAAGGAAUGUAGUGGACUAAAAGUAAAAGUAGUCAAAAUAUAAAUAGUAAAGUAAAGUACAGAUACCCAAAAGAUACCCCCCCACACACACACACACACACCAGCAGUUUUAUAAUGCUAUUCUACACAUUUUGUCAUGAGGCUGAGAGAAAAUAUUGUUUCAAUUAUAUAAAAUUCUUUAGUAUUUUUUCAUUUUGAGAGCUCUAAAUCUGGCUGAGAAUAUCACAGCAAGAUGAAACCACAAAGGCUGGACUCGCUAGACUGACACCGUUCAUACUGUAUGCCAUCUCACAGGCUGGGCUCACUAAUUUGUUUAGAUAGGCCAGAAAAUGUGACACAUCACUCCCUUUGCAAAUGUGGGGUGUGAAACCUGACACUUCAAGUCAGCUAAGAGAGUGAAAGGGGAGAGCAGACAGAUGGGACUUUCUGGCAUUAUAAGGCACAGGACCCUGCGGCAUUCACAGAGCGCUUUGUUCACCAAAAUGUCAGUCGGAACCGGUCCAGAACAGCUCAAAGUCGCCCAUCUGGGGAACUUAACAUCUAAGAGGAUUUAUAUAUUGUCCCCCAGUAGCAUGGCUUUGGGGCCAUUGACUUCUGUUUUAGUUAUAACUUUUAUAUUACACAUUUUAAAUGGUAAUCUGUUUCUGUUUGGUUACAUGAUUCCUCAACUCAGAUGGCAGAUGAUGCGACAGCUGGUUGUGCACUGAGUGACCUCUCUCUUGGCUCUGCCCAGUUAACAUGUGGCUGCCUCUUUUUUGAGUUGUGCCAAGGUUUGAACAUUAGAAAGCCCAUUCAUCACAUGAUGACUGUGGCCAUUGGACACUUACUCACUAUGGGCUGGGUUCCCACUGUUAGUGUAGCACUGAGGUCUGGCUCACUGUGCUCAUCAAUCAGAACAGUUACAGUGCUCUGACUAAAGUGACUCUGUCUUUAAUAAAACAUGUCUGAUGCUAUGAGAACAGUUGCAUUCUAACUCUAAGAGGGAGGGUUCAAGAAUGCUCUAAAUAACACUAGCAAAGAGUCAUUUUAUGUUGGUGGGUAAUCUCUGUCACUCUAUUAAGUAUACUGUGUAAUGGUCACGGUGUCAGCUGGAUGUGCUUUAUAUGCUAGAAAUACAAACGUGUCCAUACUGGUCACCAGGAUAAUUAAUACAUGAGAAUUCGUCGGCGAGUGGGUAACCCGCCUCUGCCAUCCGUUCUAUUGGCCAACGUGCAAUCACUGGAGAAUAAACUGGAUGAGUUCCAUCUGAGACUAUCCUACCAACGGGACAUUAAAAACGGUAAUAUCUUAUGUUUCACAGAGUCGUGGCUGAACGACGACACGGAUAAUAUACAUUUGGCUGGGUUUUCCGUGCAUCGGCAAGACAGAACAGCUAUCUCCGGUAAGACGACGGGUGGUGGUGUUUGUCUAUUUGUCAAUAACAGCUGAUGAGCGAUGUCUAAUAUUAAGGAAGUCUCAAGGUAUUGCUCGCCUGAGGUGGAGUACCUCAUGAUAAGCUGUAGACCACACUACCUACCAAGAGAGUUUUCAUCUAUAUUUUUCGUAGCUGUCUAUUUCCCACCACAAACCGAUAAUGGCACUAAGACCGUACUCAACGAGCUGUAUAAGGCCAUAAGCAAACAAGGAAAUGCUCAUCCAGAAGCAGCACUCCUAGUGGCCGGGGACUUUAAUGCAGGCAAACUUAAAUCCGUUUUACCUAAUUUCUACCAGCAUGUCACAUGUGCGACCAGAGGGAAAAAACUAUAGACUACCAUUACUUCACACACAGAGACGCGUACAAGUUCUCCCUCGCCCUCCAUUUUGGCAAAUCUGACCAUAAUUCUAUCCUCCUGAUUCCUGCUUACAAGCAAAAACUAAAGCAGGAGCGGGACACUAAUCCAGAAGCUUAUAAAACAUCCCGCUAUGCCCUCAGAUGAACCAUCAAACAGGCAAAGCUGUAAGGGUUGGUGUGACGUGUGACCCAGGUGCGGUGCAGGAUAAACAGUAGGCAGUAGGCAAGGAUGGUGAAACAAGGAUCUUUACUGGUGGUCCAAAAGUCAGGAUACAAAACAACGGACUAUUCACGAAAACAAAUGAGGAGCACAUUGGUCUCCAAAAAACAGGCUGACAGCAAACAAUACAAAACACUAACUAUGACUGAAAACCACAAAGCCACAGGGAGAACACUUCUCGAGUACCUGUACUUCCGUCUCGUGAUCAGACACUGAUACGUACUACUUGACAUCAAGGAACUAGCAGAGAAAACUGAGCAAGGGAACACAGGGAAGUGAGGGCAUAAAUACACAGGUGAAUCAGAUAGACAAAGGUGACAACAAUAGGCAGAUAAUUUGUCCUGAAUGUGAGUGAGGAGGUGCCUAUGGUUGUUGGAGGAUGACACCUUGUGGGUCGCUCCAGAAGGUGUAACACAAAGCGUCAAUACAGGACAUAGAUUGAAUCCUACUACACCGGCUCUGAAGCUCGUCGGAUGUGGCAGGGCUUGCAAACUAUUACGGACUACAAAGGGAAACCCAGCCCCGAGCUGCGCAGUGAUGCAAUCCUAACAGACGGGCUAAAUUCAUUUUAUGCUCGCUUCGAGGCACGCAACACUGAAGCAUGCAUGAGAACACCAGCUGUUCCAGACAACUGUGUGCUCACGCUCUCCGUAGCCGAUGUGAGCAAGAUCUUUAAACAGAUCAACAUUCACAAGGCCGCGGGGCCAGAUGGAUUACCAGGAUGUGUACUCAGAGCAUGCACGGACCAACUGGCAAGUUUCUUCACUGACAUUUUCAACCUCUCCCUGACUGAGUCUGUAAUACCUACAUGUUUCAAGCAGACCACCAUAGUCCCUGUGCCCAAGAACGCAAAGGUAACCUGCCUAAAUGACUUCCGCCCCAUAGCACUCACGUCGGUAGCCAUGAAGUGCUUUGAAAGGCUGGUCAUGGCUCACAUCAACACCAUCAUUCCGGAAACCCUAGGCCCACUCCAAUUUGCAUACUGCCCCAACAGAUCCACAGAUGACACAAUCUCAACUGCACUCCACACUGCCCUUUCCCACCUGGACAAAAGGAACCCCUAUGUGAGAAUGCUGUUCGUUGACUACAGCUCAGUGUUCAACACCAUAGUGCCUACAAAGCUCAUCACUAAUCUAAGGACCCUGGGACUAAACACCUCCCUCUGCAACUGGAUCCUGUUCUUCCUGACGGGCCGCCCCCAGGUGGUAAGGGUAGGCAACAACACAGGAGGGGGUCGCUGCUGUUACAGGAGGGGGUCGUAGUUCCGGAGUGACCCACUAGGUGUCAUCCUCCAACAACCUUAGGCACCUUCUCACUCACAGUCUGGACUAGUCAUUAUCCUAUUGGUGUCACCUGUGUCUACCUGUUCACCUGUGUAUUUAUGCCCUCACUUCCCUGUGUUCCCUUGCUCUGUUUCCUCUGCUAGUUUCUCGAUGCCAAACAGUACUACUCAGUGUCUGAUCGCGACACGUGUGUACAGUGUUCUCCCUGUUUCAAUGUUGUUUUCAGUCGUAGUUAGUAUUUCUUAUGUUUGCUGUCAGCCUGUUUUUGGAGACCAAUUUGCUCCUCCGAUAUUUUGUAUCCUGGUUUUGGGACCACCAGUAAAGAUCCUUGUUUCACCAUCAAUGCCUUCUGCCUACUGUCUAUUCUGCACCACAUCUGGGUCACACCUUAAACCAACCCUUACAGAAAACAGAGCCAAUAUGGACCCAGCGGAGGCAGCACAGUAUCGUAACGCUUUGGCAAUGCAGGGAGCUAUUCUGAACCAGCAUGACCACAGCCUGCAGCAGAUCAACGAGAAUCUCCGCCAGCUAACGAUCGCCGUGCAAUGCCGGGUGGACUCCUGACCAGCCCCGGUAACAAGCGUCUCCAGUCUCACCUGCAACAUUGCGGGAACCCCACCUGCCACCUCCGGAGAGGUACGACGGACAUCCAGAGGGCUGCAGGGAAUUCCUCACCCAGUGUUCCCUGGUAUUCAGCCUACAACACUCCUCCUUCCCGACGGAGCAGGGCCAGGUGGCCUACAUUAUCACUCUGUUGAUGGGUCGGGCCCUUUCCUGGGCUACCGCGAUGUGGGAGAACCAAACUCUGGCAUAAUCCGACUCCUACCAAUUCACCCGGGAGCUACGCAAGGUGUUCGACACCUCUCGGGUGGGUGACAGUUUGGUGGCGGACUACUCCGUGAAGUUCCAGACCCGGGCUCAAGAGGCAGGAUGGAAGGAGGCCGCCCUGGUCAUCCUUUACGCGCAGGGGCUAUCGGAGGGGAUGAAGGACGAACUCUCCUUCAGGGAGCUGCCUGAGCGACUGGACGGCCUCAUCGAUCUCUCAGUGCGGGUGGACAAUCGGUGUCGUGAGAGGGUGCACGAGAGAGGGAUGACGCAAGGCGCACUUGUCCAGGAUGGAGAAGCAGAGACUUCUGUGCCAGGGACGUUUCCUGUACUGCGGCCAGACGGGUUACCACUGCGACUCAUGCCAGGAGAAGCCGGGAAAUGGGAGGGCUCGCUAAUUUCGGGAGGGGUGCUAGCGAGCUGGAACCAAAAUCCCAACCCCAGAGACUCCCGGACUUUUCUCCCCGUCAGGGUUCAGUGGGCCCGCGCUGCGCGUCGGGCGCAUGCACUGGUGUAUUCAGGCCGCUGGAAACCUGAUGGACGCGGGGCUGGCCCAAGGGUGGAGUGUUCCGUUACUCUCCCUCUCCGAGCCGGUUCCGGUCAUGGGCCUGGACGGCCAGCCGUUGGGGUCGGGCUUCAUCACCCGUCACACUGUCCCCAUGCGUGUCUGGGUGGCAGGGGGGCUAUGAGAGGAUAUGCAAUUUUUCAUUGUGAACUCUCCGGAGUGUCCCCUCGUCCUCGGGCACCCCUGGCUGGUCGCCCACAAACCCCAGAUAGACUGGUCCACGGGGCAGCUCACCUUGGAGGGAGGCUCCGCCUCUGUCCUGUUCCGGUCUCCACCGACCACUCAUCAGCCCAAAUCACCGUCUUAGACCACCUACCAGUCCUCACCUCUUCCCCAGGUCCCGCACUCCGAACCGCCUACCGCCCUAGCAGUGGUUGCCACCGGGAGGACGGCGGCUACAGACUCCGUCACCGGCCCAGACCAGGCAGGCAUUCCCCGGGAGUAUUGGGAUCUGGGGGAGGUGUUUAGUAAGAGGCAUGCCAAGGGCCUACCUCCUCACAGGCCAUACGACUGCACUAUCGAUCUCCUGCCGGGCACCAUGCCCACACGAGGGCGACUGUUUUCCUUGUCCUGGCCAGAGACGCUGGCCAUGAGGGAGUAUAUCGACGAGGCACUCGUUGAGGGUAACAUCCGUCCCUCUACCUCACCCGCGGGUGCAGGCUUCUUCUGUGCAUUAUUACCGGGCGCUCAACGACAUCACGGUUAAGAACCGCUACCCACUCCCCCUGAUGACGACGGCAUUUGAGUCAUUGCAAGGUGCCCGGGUCUUCACCAAGCUGGACUUACGAAAUUCCUACAACCUGAUGAGGAUUCUUGAAGGGGACGAAUGGAAGACGGCUUUUAACACACCCAGUGGGCAUUACGAGUACCAAGUCAUGCCGUUCCGUCUAGCCAACCUGCCUGCGGUGUUCCGGGACCUCCUCGACUACAGCGUCUUCGUGUAUUUGGAUGACAUCCUAAUAUUUUCAAAGGACAUGAGUGAACACCAGCAGCACGUUCGGCAGGUCCUCCAACGCCUUCUCCAUCACCAGUUCUACGUCAAGGUGGAGAAGUGCGUAUUCCACACAGAGACAGUCUCCUUCCUGGGGUUCAUUGUCACCCAGGCAGACCUACGGAUGGACCCAGCCAAGGUCAGCACGGUACUGGAUUGGCCCCAGCCCUCAUCCCUCAAGCAACUACAACGUUUUUUGGGGUUCGCUAAUUUCUAUAGGCGAUUUAUUCGUAAUUUUAUCUCCCCUGACAGCCCUCACCCAGAUGAGCUGUGCUCCUUUGCCUGGACCCCGGAAGCGGGGAACGCAUUUGAUGCGCUUAAUCUGCACUUUAAAUCGGCCCCGGUCCUAGGGCAUCCUGAUCCAUCCCAGCCGUUCAUUUUGGUAAGUAAGAAUCCUGGCACCAACGAAGAUGGCGGCCUCGCGACUAGCUCUAAGGAAACUUUGCACUAUUUUGUUUUUUUCAUGUAUAAUUUUUUACAUUAUUAGCUCAGAAAAUGUUUGCAUCGUUACAUACAGCCGGGAAAAACUAUUGAAUAUCAGAGCGGCGGUAACUCGCCAGCAUUACGACCAGGAAUACGACUUUCCCGAAGUAGAUCCUUUGUUUGCUCUCUCCAGGGCAACUGAACUGAUUCCAGCGGCUGACCCAAAACAUCGCCGGCGGAGGAGAGGCACUCGGAGCGGCCUGCUAGUUCGACUUAGGAGGCGCGCACACCACCCACCACUUCCAAGUAUCCUACUCGCUAAUGUUCAAUCGUUGGUUAACAAAGUCGAUGAACUACGGGCAAGGAUUUCUUUCCAGAGAGACAUCAAGGCCUAUAACAUACUCUGUUUCAUGGAAACAUGGUUCUCUUGGGAUAUUCUGUCGAAAUCGGUCCAGCCAGAUGGGUUCUCAGUUCAUCACGCAGACAGUAAUAAGAACUGUUACAGGAGGGGGUUGCAGUUCCGGAGCAACCCACUAGGUGUCAUCCUCCGACAACCUUAGGCACCUCCUCACUCACAGUCUGGACUAAUCAUUAUCCUAUUGGAGUCAACUGUGUCUAUCUAGUUCACGUGUGUAUUUAUGUCUUCACUUCCCUGUGUUCCCUUGCCUCUGCUAGUUUCUCGAUGCGAAACAGAAGUCUGUUAUUUUGUAUCCUGGUUUUGGGACCACCAGUAAAGAUCCUUGUUUCACCAUCUCUGCCUACUGUCUAUCCUGCACCGCACCUGGGUCAAACCUCACACCAACCCUUACAAUCUACCACGCUGAUCCUCUACACGGGGGCCCCUCAGGGGUGCAUGCUUAGUCCCUUCCUGAACUCCCCGUUCACCCACAACUGGGUAGCCAAGCACGCCUCCAACACCAUCAUUAAGUUUGCUGAUGACACAACAGUGGUAGGCCUGAUCACCGACAACGAUGAGGCAGCCUAUAGGGAGGAGGUCAGAGACCUGGCAGUGUGGUGCCAGGACAACAACCUCUCCCUCAACGUGAGUAAGACAAAGGAACUGAUCGUGGACUACAGGAAAAGGAGGGCCGAACCCGCCCCCUUCACAUCAACGGGGCUGUAGUGGAGCGGGUCGAGAGCUUCAAGUUCCUUGGUGUCCACAUCACCAACAAACUAUCAUGGUCCAAACACACCAAUACAGUCAUGAAGAGGGCACGACAUUGCCUAUUCCCCCUCAGGAGACUGAAAAGAUUUGGCAUGGGUCCCCAGAUCCUCAAAACGUUCUAGCGCUGCACCAUCGAGAGCAUCCUGACUGGUUGCAUCACCGCCUGGUAUGGCAACUGCUCGCCAUCCGACCGUAAGGCGCUACAGAUGGUAGUGCGUACGGCCCAGUACAUCACUGGGGCCAAGCUUCCUGCCAUCCAGGACCUCUAUACUAGGUGGUGUCAGAGGAAGGCCCAAAACAUUGUCAAAGACUCCAGUCACCCAAGUCCAUAGACUGUUGUCUCUGCUACCACACAGCAAGCAGUACCGGAGUGCCAAGUCUAGGUCCAAAAGGCUCCUUAACAGCUUCUACCCCCAAGCCAUAAGACUGCUGAACAAUUAAUCAAAUGGCCAUCCGAACUAUUUGCAUUGACCCCCCCCAAGCAAGUACACUGCUGCUACUUGCUGUUUAUUAUGUAUGCAUAGUCACUCUACCCCUACCUACAUGUACAAAUUACCUCAAUUACCUAGACUAACCUGUAACCCCGCACAUUGACUCGCUACCAGUACAUUAUAUAUAUAUAUAUAUAUAUAUAUAUAUAUAUAUAUAUAUAUAUAUAUAUAUAUAUAUAUAUAUAUUGCCUCAUUAUUGUUAUUUUAUUGUGUUUAUUUAGUUUAUUUAGUAAAUAUUUUCUUAACUCUAUUUUCUUAAAACUGCAUUGUUCAUCAAGGGCUUGUAAGUAAGCCUUUCACAGUAAGGCCCUGUUGUAUUCGGCACAUGUGACAAAUACAUUUUGAUUUGAUUUGAUUUGAGAUGCAGCUAUCCCAGUACAGAGGGAGUCACUGUAACCACUGUCCUUUAAUCACUUCAGUUGGGUAGGGAAGGGUAGGGAGUCCAGCAGAGACACAAAUAUAAAACUACUGUAGAGAAAAAAUCUAUCAGUAAUUACAAAGCAAGGUUGUCCAUUAAAACGACCUCAUCAUGCAACUGAUUUCAUUAAAACGUUUGUUUUCAGGAGCCCUACAUAUAAGUACUUCCAGUUUCCCUCAAGAAAUGAGCUUCUCCAAGACACUGGUCUAAGGUCAGUUUUGCAUCCCCUUCAAUGUUAAAGUUAGGAAUUGGGGAACGUAAGCUGAUAUUAGGUCUGUGCCAAAGCGCAACUUCUACAAUCACUUGAGCCUUCUCCACACUUUACAGCCACCUGUCACUCAGCACCUCCAGGAAAGGCUGUGUCAACACCUCCAUGAAACCAAGCAGAGAUACACUCGACACACACUCUCCCUUCACUGAGGCUGUGGGACACCCCUGCGACACAUGGAGCACAGGCAGACAGGUCAGCCCGUGAAUACAGAGCCAUGUUUAAAUGUGUUUAAAAUGAAGACUACAGGAGUUAAAUUGUUCAGCAGGCUGUAGCUUAGACCUGUGGAGACCAGAGAUGUGUCUCUCGCUGCUGGGAGCCCCUUACAGCAUAAACAACAAAGAACAAGCAGCUGUUUGACUCACCUCAGUGAGCGGAGAGCAAUAAUCGCAUGGUUACAGUGAUAAUCAUUGCAUAAGUGAUGUUAAGGUCUCGUCUCAUAAAAUAUAUAUUAUAUGUUAAGAAAAAGGGUGAUAGAGAAUAAGAGGAAUAUUUGAGGUAGCCUAUUCUAUUCUGGAUUGUGUGUAUGUCAGAUAAGAACAUAGGGUUAGUAUGCGUGUCCUGGAUAAGAUUAGGCUACAGAAAGUGUCAUGUUUUCAUUUUGGCCUACAGUUUGUGAAAGUGUCUGAGUGAGUCUGAGAUUGAGUUGUAGAGUGUUUCGCAGUCUGAGGGUCAGAGUCAGAGAAAAAAUCUUCUCUGUUUCAGCUGGACCAAGAUCAGUGCUCUCAUUGUCCCUCCUCAGAAUGCGAUUUUAAUCAGACCUGAAUGAAGUUGUUUCAGUGCCCUUUCAAUCAGCCAGGCUUGAGACAGGCAGCAAUAAGCUGCUUCUGUAUGGAGUUCACAGGAACAGCCUGAUCUCUACCUGUGGGUCAAUGGGUUUCAGUGUUUACCUGCAGUUGUUUCAACCUAUACAGUUGAAAGUCUUGUGAAAAAGUUUCUACCUGGAUCUUAAGUGGCACAAGAGAAUAUGAUUUUCCAUUUACCUGAAGUCUUUUAUGGUGGUUCCCUUCUCUUUAAAGGCAACAUGGGAUUCCAAACUGAAGAUGAAAAAAAAAAAAAACUGACUGAGACUACAAUGGUCAUGGUCUGUGAAGAGAAGAAGCAGCUCCCCUGUAAUGACUGCUCUCAUUACACGCUGGACUGAAUUAUACAAGCCCUAGUAACACAGUUUACUGUUUGUUGGAUGAAAUACCAGCAGACUGGCAUGACGACCAUUAUGUUCUAAACCUCUUAUUUUGACAUUUUUUGUCACUUUUUUUAAUGUUAGGUAGAAUACUGUGUCAUCAGUAACUCUAUUGUUCACUUGCUCUCAAUCACUCUCUCACAUGGCUCCAGGUGGAAUGCCUAUGAGCCAGCUGGAGGAGGCUGCGGUCAGCCCCACUCCUGGAUGGUCAGCCAAUAUGUAAGGAAUGCCGGUGUGGAUCCGUAUUGUCUGGUCCAGUGCCCUGACUCAUCUCAUUUGGCCCCUCUCCAUAACUCCAUUAGAGAGUGUCUGGACUGAAGGAAGAGGGAUAGAGACACAGAGAUGUAUGGUUUAUGGGGGUUGCUGGAGAUGGUAAGUUAAAGAUAGUUAACAGUAGAUGGUUCAAGGGUAUGGAGUUAAAAUCAGGCUAGGAGAGGGACAGUUAUGGGCCAGGAAUGCCAUUGCGGUAGGAUUUGAGAGAUUGAAGGUGGUGUUUGUUUAGUUAGUCAGAACUACCUCAUGAUUCAUAUUAUUUGGCUUCCUUGAAUGCCUUAUCUCAAAACAGUUAUAUUUUGGACAGGGUAGGUCAGCAAUAUCAGAACAGCCUGCCUAGGGAUAGCAGCAAGGGAUGGGUCUAGGAUCUGAUCAGGUUCUAUUUUUCACCUGCGUCACCCCUACUAUCACUUCCUCUAGGUCACUUCCUGUCUGUGUGGCAAAAAGGACUACUGAGUCUACUGAAGAUGUUUACUAAGCUCAUGGCACACUUGAGCUAUUUCUGAGGUGGGCCGGGCUAUUUGUUUAGGGGUGGAUGGUGCAGGCUGAGCCGACAGAGGACUGCACUGUUUAUUGUAGCGUAACUCCAGUCUAAUUCCACCUAGUACAAAGAAGCAAUUUUAAUCAUUUAGUAAACUCAACUGUCAAUGUCUUGUUUAACUCAAACAAAUCUGCAGACUGUACUGCACUGGAGUGAAUGCCUUUAAUUUGCUCAAAUUGACCCAAAAUGCUCUCAAUUGCACAUCAAGGCACAUGUGUUGUAAUUACUACCGUCAUAAAUAGAGGCAUUUCCCACUCAUUUCAUCAAAACUCAACGAUCAAUGUUUUGUUUAAAACCUCUUAGAUGUAAAGUCAGCUGUUUUGGAGACCUGCGUUGUUCUGGUACUGGUUCCGACAGACAUUUUCACAUAUAAAUCGAUAUGUGGACACCAUAGAUCGAAAUGGCUUGCAUUGAGCAGUAGCCCUGAUUCUCAUGGACACAGGAGUAUAUAUUCUGCCUGUCUGAAGCAGGAUGUGAAAUCUGACACCACUUGAAGCUGGGAUGUUCCUCCUACCAUUUCAUUCGCUCUUCCGACUGUCCAUCAAUCCUACGUCACAGCCACUAACAACGUCUGGAAUCCUUACAUCAUAAUGCAGCAGGAGAGAGUGGUUUCGUCGCUGUAGCACAUUCAGAGAUCGAUUUAUAGCCAGUCAUCUAAAAUAAUUCAUAGAUUUUAAACAAAAAACAAAAAACACUUCAUGUUUGUCAUAGAUGGACAAGAUCUGUAAAACGAUGUUGGUAGAGAAAUUAACAUCAAAUUCUCUGGCAACAGAUCUGGUGGAGAUUCCUGCAGUCAGCAUGCCAAUUGCACGCUCCCUCAAAAUGUGAGACGUCUGUGGCAUUGUGUUGUGUGACAAUACCGCACAUUUUAGAGAUUAGCCUUUUAUUGUCCCCAGCACAAGGUGCACCUGUGUAAUGAUCAUGCUGUUUAAUCAGCUUCUUGAAAUGCCACACCUAUCAGGUGGAUGGAUUAUCUUGGCAAAGGAGAAUUGCUCACUAACAGGGAUGCAAACAAAUUCGUUGUCACGAUCGUCGGGAACAGAGGACCAAUGCGCAGCGUUGAAUGCAAACAUAUUUAUUAACUCUGAAGGAUAACACGAACAAAAACGAUAACGUGACAGUCAACGGUCUAACACAAACCAACUAGAACAAGAUCCCACAACAACUGUGGGAAAACAGCCUGUAUAAAUAUGGUUCCCAAUCAGAGACAACCAGCACCAGCUGACACUCGUUGCCUCUGAUUGGGAACCAAUCUGGCCAACAUAGAAAUGCAACUACUAGAUAAACAAAUGAAACGCACACCCUGGCUCAACAUACAAGUGUCCCCAGAGCCAGGGCGUGACAGUACCCCCCCCUAAAGGCGUGGACUCCGACCGCGUCAACUAAAUACCACAGGGGAGGGACCGGGUAGGCACUCCGCCUUGGCGGCGGAUCCGGCUCCGGGCCUGAUCCCCACUCCCUCUCCAACCCCCCAAAGUACCCCUGGUCCGGUCUGGCCCCGCUGACCGGAGCUGGACUGCACACUGGUGGAGCGGAUUGCUCUAGCUCCGGCGUGAAGCAGCUGACCGGUGCCGGACCAGGCACCGGUGGAACAGGCACGGGCCGUGCCGGACUGACGACGCGUACCAUAGGCUUGGUGCGGGGAGCAGGAGCGGGCCGGACCGGACUGGCGACGCACACCACUGGCUUGGUGUGGGGAGCAGGAGCGGACCGGACCGGGCUGGCGACGCACACCACUGGCUUGGUGUGGGGAACAGGCACGGGCCGUGCCGGACUGACGACGCACACCACUGGCUUGGUGUGGGGAGCAGGAGCGGGCCGGACCGGGCUGGCGACGCACACCACUGGCUUGGUGUGGGGAACAGGCACGGGCCGUGCCGGACUGACGACGCACACCACUGGCUUGGUGUGGGGAGCAGGAGCAGGCCGGACCGGGCUGGCGACGCGCACCAUAGGCUCGGUGCGGGGAGCAGGAACAGGCCGGGCCGGGCUGGCGACGCGCACCAUAGGCUCGGUGCGGGGAGCAGGAACAGGCAGGGCCGGGCUGGCGACGCGCACCAUAGGCUCGGUGCGGGGAGCAGGAACAGGCCGGGCCGGGCUGGCGACGCGCACCACAGGCUCGAUGCGAGGAACAGGAACAGGCCGGACCGUACUGGGGACACACACCACUGGCCCUAUGCAGGGAUCAGGAACGGGCCGGACCGGACUGGUAACACACCCCAGUACCUCUCGCCGUGCCUCCACACUUUCCCUCUCCUCUGUGACCAGUGGCCCCCUUAACCUGGCGGCCUCCUCUGCACACCCGCUGGACCGCUCCAUCGCGGCCUCCUGCUGCCCCGUCGUCCAUGGCGUGAUCCCCCCCCCUAAAAAAAUUCUGGGGGUCUCUCCUCCCCGUGGGCCAGGCCUCUAUAGUUCUCGCCCAACUCUCACUCUUCUGCUUCCAACUCCAGCCAUUCUGCUCUUCAUUUGGCUUGACCCAGUCGAGACUCUUCCUCCACUGUUCCCAAGUCCACCCUCUCUGCUUUUCACUAGGCUUGACCCAGUCGAGGCUGCCACGGAGAUCUGCUAGCGAUUCCCCUGGCGAUGGCUCCUGGACACGCUGCUUGGUCCAGUUUUGGUGGGAUCUUCUGUCACGAUCGUCGGGAACAGAGGACCAAUGCGCAGCGUUGAAUGCAAACAUAUUUAUUAACUCUGAAGGAUAACACGAACAAAAACGAUAACGUGACAGUCAACGGUCUAACACAAACCAACUAGAACAAGAUCCCACAACAACUGUGGGAAAACAGCCUGUAUAAAUAUGGUUCCCAAUCAGAGACAACCAGCACCAGCUGACACUCGUUGCCUCUGAUUGGGAACCAAUCUGGCCAACAUAGAAAUGCAACUACUAGAUAAACAAAUGAAACGCACACCCUGGCUCAACAUACAAGUGUCCCCAGAGCCAGGGCGUGACAUUCGUACACAACAUUUGAGAGAAAUAAGCUUUUUGUGCGUAUGGAACAUUUCUGGGAUCUUUUAUUUCAGCUCAUGAAACAUGGGACCAACACUUUACAUGUUGCAUUUAUAUUUUUGUUCAGUGCUAUGGCCCUCUCAUGAUACAUUUUGGGGAUUACGUAGAUUACAUUCUUGAUUACAUUUAGCUAAAUUUAAUAGGUUAAUGCAAAGCUCUCAUGUCACGCCCUGACCUAUAGAACUCUAGUUAGUUUGGUCAGGGUGUGCAUGUUUAGUAUCUAUGUUAUGUUUUCUAUGUGUAGAAUCUAGGUAUUGUGUUUCUAUGUUGGCCGGGUGUGAUUCCCUAUCAGAGGCAGCUGUCGCUCGUUGUCUCUGAUUGGGGAUCAUACUUAAGUCGCCUGUUUGCAUAAUUAGUUGUGGGAUCUUGUUCUGUGUAGAGGCUUGGCUUGGCUGGGCUUGGCUGGGCUUGGCUGGGCUUGGCUGGGCUUGGCUGGGCUUGGCUGGGCUUGGCUGGGCUGGGCUGGGCUGGGCUGGGCUGGGCUGGGCUGGGCUGGGCUGGGCUGGGCUGGGCUGGGCUGGGCUGGGCUUGACAUUGUGUUGUUGUUGUGUUUAGCCUGAGGACUUCACGUUACGUUGUUGUGUUUAGCCUGAGGACUUCACGUUACGUUGUUUUGUUGUGUUGUGUUGUGUUUAGCCUGAGGACUUCACGUUACGUUGUUUUGUGUUUAGCCUGAGGACUUCACGUUACGUUGUUUUGUUGUUUUGUGUUUAGCCUGAGGACUUCACGUUACGUUGUUUUGUGUUUAGCCUGAGGACUUCACGAUACGUUGUUUUGUGUUUAGCCUGAGGACUUCACGUUACGUUGUGUUGUGUUUAGCCUGAGGACUUCACGUUACGUUAUUUUGUUGUUUUGUGUUUAGCCUGAGGACUUCACGUUACGUUGUUUUGUGUUUAGCCUAAGGACUUCAUGUUACGUUGUUUUGUUGUUUUGUGUUUAGCCUGAGGACUUCACAUUACGUUGUUUUGUUGUUUUGUGUUUAGCCUGAGGACUUCACGUUACGUUGUUUUGUGUUUAGCCUGAGGACUUCACAUUACGUUGUUUUGUUGUUUUGUGUUUAGCCUGAGGACUUCACGUUACGUUGUUUUGUGUUUAGCCUGAGGACUUCACGUUACGUUGUUUUGUGUUUAGCCUGAGGACUUCACCUUAAGUUGUUUUGGGUUUAGCCUGAGGACUUCACGUUACGUUGUUUUGUGUUUAGCCUGAGGACUUCACGUUACGUUGUGUUGUGUUUAGCCUGAGGACUUCACGUUACGUUGUUUUGUUGUUUUGUGUUUAGCCUGAGGACUUCACGUUACGUUGCUUUGUGUUUAGCCUGAGGACUUCACGUUACGUUGUUUUGUUGUUUUGUGUUUAGCCUGAGGACUUCACGUUACGUUGUUGUGUUGUGUUUAGCCUGAGGACUUCACGUUAAGUUGUUUUGUUGUUGUGUUGUGUUUAGCCUGAGGACUUCACGUUACGUUGUUUUGUUGUUUUGUGUUUAGCCUGAGGACUUCACGUUAUAUCGUUUUGUUGUUUUGUGUUUAGCCUGAGGACUUCACGUUACGUUGUUUUGUGUUUAGCCUGAGGACUUCACCUUAAGUUGUUUUGGGUUUAGCCUGAGGACUUCACGUUACGUUGUUUUGUGUUUAGCCUGAGGACUUCACGUUACGUUGUUUUGUGUUUAGCCUGAGGACUUCACGUUACGUUGUGUUGUGUUUAGCCUGAGGACUUCACGUUACGUUGUUUUGUUGUUUUGUGUUUAGCCUGAGGACUUCACGUUACGUUGUUUUGUGUUUAGCCUGAGGACUUCACGCUACGUUGUUUUGUUGUUUUGUGUUUAGCCUGAGGACUUCACGUUACGUUGUUGUGUUGUGUUGUGUUUAGCCUGAGGACUUCACGUUACGUUGUUUUGUUGUUGUGUUGUGUUUAGCCUGAGGACUUCACGUUACGGUGUUUUGUUGUUUUGUGUUUAGCCUGAGGACUUCACGUUAUAUCGUUUUGUUGUUUUAUGUUUAGCCUGAGGACUUCACGUUACGUUGUUGUGUUGUUUUGUGUUUAGCCUGAGGACUUCACGUUACGUUGUUGUGUUGUGUUGUGUUGUGUUUAGCCUGAGGACUUCACGUUACGUUGUUUUGUUGUUGUGUUGUGUUUAGCCUGAGGACUACACGUUACGUUGUUUUGUUGUUUUGUGUUUAGCCUGAGGACUUCACAUUACGUUGUUGUGUUGUUUUUUGUUUAGCCUGAGGACUUCAAGUUACGUUGUUGUGUUGUGUUGUGUUUAGCCUGAGGACUUCACGUUACGUUGUUUUGUGUUUAGCCUGAGGACUUCACGUUACGUUGUUUUGUUGUGUUGUGUUGUGUUUAGCCUGAGGACUUCACGUUACGUUGUUUUGUGUUUAGCCUGAGGACUUCACGUUACGUUGUUUUGUUGUUUUGUGUUUAGCCUGAGGACUACACGUUAUGUUGUUUUGUUGUUUUGUGUUUAGCCUGAGGACUUCACGUUACAUUGUUUUGUGUUUAGCCUGAGGACUUCAUGUUACGUUGUUUUGUUGUUUUGUGUUUAGCCUGAGGACUUCACGUUACGUUGUUUUGUUGUUUUUUGUUUAGCCUGAGGACUUCACGUUACGUUGUUUUGUGUUUAGCCUGGGGACUUCACAUUACGAUGUUUUGUGUUUAGCCUGAGGACUUCACGUUACGUUGUUUUGUGUUUAGCCUGAGGACUUCACGUUACGUUGUUUUGUGUUUAGCCUGAGGACUUCACGUUACUUUGUGUUGUGUUUAGCCUGAGGACUUCACGUUACGUUGUUUUGUUGUUUUGUGUUUAGCCUGAGGACUUCACGUUACGUUGUUUUGUGUUUAGCCUGAGGACUUCACGUUACGUUGUUUUGUUGUUUUGUGUUUAGCCUGAGGACUUCACGUUACGUUGUUGUGUUGUGUUGUGUUUAGCCUGAGGACUUCACGUUACGUUGUUUUGUUGUUGUGUUGUAUUUAGCCUGAGGACUUCACGUUACGUUGUUUUGUUGUUUUGUGUUUAGCCUGAGGACUUCACAUUACGUUGUUGUGUUGUUUUGUGUUUAGCCUGAGGACUUCAAGUUACGUUGUUGUGUUGUGUUGUGUUUAGCCUGAGGACUUCACGUUACAUUGUUUUGUGUUUAGCCUGAGGACUUCACGUUACGUUGUUUUGUUGUGUUGUGUUGUGUUUAGCCUGAGGACUUCACGUUACGUUGUUUUGUGUUUAGCCUGAGGACUUCACGUUACGUUGUUUUGUUGUUUUGUGUUUAGCCUGAGGACUACACGUUAUGUUGUUUUGUUGUUUUGUGUUUAGCCUGAGGACUUCACGUUACAUUGUUUUGUGUUUAGCCUGAGGACUUCAUGUUACGUUGUUUUGUUGUUUUGUGUUUAGCCUGAGGACUUCACGUUACGUUGUUUUGUUGUUUUUUGUUUAGCCUGAGGACUUCACGUUACGUUGUUUUGUGUUUAGCCUGGGGACUUCACAUUACGAUGUUUUGUGUUUAGCCUGAGGACUUCACGUUACGUUGUUUUGUGUUUAGCCUGAGGACUUCACGUUACAUUGUUUUGUGUUUAGCCUGAGGACUUCAUGUUACGUUGUUUUGUUGUUUUGUGUUUAGCCUGAGGACUUCACGUUACGUUGUUUUGUUGUUUUUUGUUUAGCCUGAGGACUUCACGUUACGUUGUUUUGUGUUUAGCCUGGGGACUUCACAUUACAAUGUUUUGUGUUUAGCCUGAGGACUUCACGUUACGUUGUUUUGUGUUUAGCCUGAGGACUUCACGUUACGUUGUUUUGUGUUUAGCCUGAGGACUUCACGUUACUUUGUGUUGUGUUUAGCCUGAGGACUUCACGUUACGUUGUUUUGUUGUUUUGUGUUUAGCCUGAGGACUUCACGUUACGUUGUUUUGUGUUUAGCCUGAGGACUUCACGUUACGUUGUUUUGUUGUUUUGUGUUUAGCCUGAGGACUUCACGUUACGUUGUUGUGUUGUGUUUAGCCUGAGGACUUCACGUUACGUUGUUUUGUUGUUGUGUUGUAUUUAGCCUGAGGACUUCACGUUACGUUGUUUUGUUGUUUUGUGUUUAGCCUGAGGACUUCACAUUAUGUUGUUGUGUUGUUUUGUGUUUAGCCUGAGGACUUCAAGUUACGUUGUUGUGUUGUGUUGUGUUUAGCCUGAGGACUUCACGUUACGUUGUUUUGUGUUUAGCCUGAGGACUUCACGUUACGUUGUUUUGUUGUGUUGUGUUGUGUUUAGCCUGAGGACUUCACGUUACGUUGUUUUGUGUUUAGCCUGAGGACUUCACGUUACGUUGUUUUGUUGUUUUGUGUUUAGCCUGAGGACUACACGUUAUGUUGUUUUGUUGUUUUGUGUUUAGCCUGAGGACUUCACGUUACAUUGUUUUGUGUUUAGCCUGAGGACUUCAUGUUACGUUGUUUUGUUGUUUUGUGUUUAGCCUGAGGACUUCACGUUACGUUGUUUUGUUGUUUUUUGUUUAGCCUGAGGACUUCACGUUACGUUGUUUUGUGUUUAGCCUGGGGACUUCACAUUACGAUGUUUUGUGUUUAGCCUGAGGACUUCACGUUACGUUGUUUUGUGUUUAGCCUGAGGACUUCACGUUACGUUGUUUUGUGUUUAGCCUGAGGACUUCACGUUACUUUGUGUUGUGUUUAGCCUGAGGACUUCACGUUACGUUGUUUUGUUGUUUUGUGUUUAGCCUGAGGACUUCACGUUACGUUGUUUUGUGUUUAGCCUGAGGACUUCACGUUACGUUGUUUUGUUGUUUUGUGUUUAGCCUGAGGACUUCACGUUACGUUGUUGUGUUGUGUUGUGUUUAGCCUGAGGACUUCACGUUACGUUGUUUUGUUGUUGUGUUGUAUUUAGCCUGAGGACUUCACGUUACGUUGUUUUGUUGUUUUGUGUUUAGCCUGAGGACUUCACAUUACGUUGUUGUGUUGUUUUGUGUUUAGCCUGAGGACUUCAAGUUACGUUGUUGUGUUGUGUUGUGUUUAGCCUGAGGACUUCACGUUACAUUGUUUUGUGUUUAGCCUGAGGACUUCACGUUACGUUGUUUUGUUGUGUUGUGUUGUGUUUAGCCUGAGGACUUCACGUUACGUUGUUUUGUGUUUAGCCUGAGGACUUCACGUUACGUUGUUUUGUUGUUUUGUGUUUAGCCUGAGGACUACACGUUAUGUUGUUUUGUUGUUUUGUGUUUAGCCUGAGGACUUCACGUUACAUUGUUUUGUGUUUAGCCUGAGGACUUCAUGUUACGUUGUUUUGUUGUUUUGUGUUUAGCCUGAGGACUUCACGUUACGUUGUUUUGUUGUUUUUUGUUUAGCCUGAGGACUUCACGUUACGUUGUUUUGUGUUUAGCCUGGGGACUUCACAUUACGAUGUUUUGUGUUUAGCCUGAGGACUUCACGUUACGUUGUUUUGUGUUUAGCCUGAGGACUUCACGUUACAUUGUUUUGUGUUUAGCCUGAGGACUUCAUGUUACGUUGUUUUGUUGUUUUGUGUUUAGCCUGAGGACUUCACGUUACGUUGUUUUGUUGUUUUUUGUUUAGCCUGAGGACUUCACGUUACGUUGUUUUGUGUUUAGCCUGGGGACUUCACAUUACAAUGUUUUGUGUUUAGCCUGAGGACUUCACGUUACGUUGUUUUGUGUUUAGCCUGAGGACUUCACGUUACGUUGUUUUGUGUUUAGCCUGAGGACUUCACGUUACUUUGUGUUGUGUUUAGCCUGAGGACUUCACGUUACGUUGUUUUGUUGUUUUGUGUUUAGCCUGAGGACUUCACGUUACGUUGUUUUGUGUUUAGCCUGAGGACUUCACGUUACGUUGUUUUGUUGUUUUGUGUUUAGCCUGAGGACUUCACGUUACGUUGUUGUGUUGUGUUGUGUUUAGCCUGAGGACUUCACGUUACGUUGUUUUGUUGUUGUGUUGUAUUUAGCCUGAGGACUUCACGUUACGUUGUUUUGUUGUUUUGUGUUUAGCCUGAGGACUUCACAUUACGUUGUUGUGUUGUUUUGUGUUUAGCCUGAGGACUUCAAGUUACGUUGUUGUGUUGUGUUGUGUUUAGCCUGAGGACUUCACGUUACGUUGUUUUGUGUUUAGCCUGAGGACUUCACGUUACGUUGUUUUGUUGUGUUGUGUUGUGUUUAGCCUGAGGACUUCACGUUACGUUGUUUUGUGUUUAGCCUGAGGACUUCACGUUACGUUGUUUUGUUGUUUUGUGUUUAGCCUGAGGACUACACGUUAUGUUGUUUUGUUGUUUUGUGUUUAGCCUGAGGACUUCACGUUACAUUGUUUUGUGUUUAGCCUGAGGACUUCAUGUUACGUUGUUUUGUUGUUUUGUGUUUAGCCUGAGGACUUCACGUUACGUUGUUUUGUUGUUUUUUGUUUAGCCUGAGGACUUCACGUUACGUUGUUUUGUGUUUAGCCUGGGGACUUCACAUUACGAUGUUUUGUGUUUAGCCUGAGGACUUCACGUUACGUUGUUUUGUGUUUAGCCUGAGGACUUCACGUUACGUUGUUUUGUGUUUAGCCUGAGGACUUCACGUUACUUUGUGUUGUGUUUAGCCUGAGGACUUCACGUUACGUUGUUUUGUUGUUUUGUGUUUAGCCUGAGGACUUCACGUUACGUUGUUUUGUGUUUAGCCUGAGGACUUCACGUUACGUUGUUUUGUUGUUUUGUGUUUAGCCUGAGGACUUCACGUUACGUUGUUGUGUUGUGUUGUGUUUAGCCUGAGGACUUCACGUUACGUUGUUUUGUUGUUGUGUUGUAUUUAGCCUGAGGACUUCACGUUACGUUGUUUUGUUGUUUUGUGUUUAGCCUGAGGACUUCACGUUACAUUGUUUUGUGUUUAGCCUGAGGACUUCACGUUACGUUGUUGUGUUGUUUUGUGUUUAUCCUGAGGACUUCACGUCACGUUGUUGUGUUGUGUUUAGCCUGAGGACUUCACGUUACUGUCACGCCCUGGCUCUGGGGACUCUGAAAUGUUGAGCCAGGGUGUGGAUUUUCUAUGUUUAGUUUCACGGGGUAGCUUCUAUGUUGUGUUUUCUAUGUUUUGGGUUUUGUUCUAGAUCAUAUAGAUCUAUGUUGGUCAGGGUGGUUCCCAAUCAGAGGCAGCUGUUGCUCGUUGUCUCUGAUUGGGAGCCAUACUUAGGUAGGCUGUUUUCAGCUAUUCUUUGUGGGAUCUUGUUCGUAUUUGGUUUUGUGUUAAACCGUAGACAUCACGUUAUCGUCCGUUGUUUUGAUCGUGUGAUCAUUCAUUAAAUAAAUAUGUUCACCCUCAACGCUGCGCCUUGGUCCGCUUCAUCAUGUGUCAACGAUCGUGACAGAAGAUCCCACCUCGACUGGAUCAAGCAGCGUGACGAGGAGAGAGGAUGGACGUGGGAGGAGAUGAGUGCGAGUCUGGCAAGAGGGAUGGAGGCUUUGGCCACGGGUAGGAGUGAAGCCCAUACAUUUUUUAGGGGGGGGCUAACGCCGUGGACGACGGGGCAGCAGGAGGACGCCAGGUUACGGGAGUCACUGGUCACCAGGGGGAAGGAGGUUGUAGAGGCACGGCGAGAGGUACUGGCGUGUGUUGCCAGUCCGGUCCGGCCUGUUCCUGAUCCCCACGUAGGGCCAGUGGUGUGUGUUCCCAGUACGGUCCGGCCUGUUCCUGCCACUCGCACCAAGUCUACGGUGCGCGUCGCCAGCCCAGUCCGGCCCAUUCCUGCUCCCCGCACCAAGUCAGGGGUGCGCUUCGACAGCCCGGCUCGGCCCGUUCCUGCUCCCCGCACCAAGUCAGGGGUGCGCUUCGACAGCCCGGCUCGGCCCGUUCCUGCUCCCCGCACCAAGUCAGUGGUGCGCUUCGUCAGCCCGGCUCGGCCCGCUCCUGCUCCCCACACCAAGCCAGUGGUGUGCGUCGUCAGUCCGGCACGGCCCGUGCCUGUUCCACCGGUGGCUGGUCCGGCACCGGUCAGAUGCUUCACGUCGGAGCUAGAGCAAUCCGCUCCACCAGUGUUCAGUCCAGCUCCGGCCAGCAGGGCCAGACCGGACCAGGGGUAAUGUGGGGGGUUAGAGAGGGAGUGGGGAUCAUGCCCAGAGCCGGAUCCGCCGCCAAGGCGGAGUGCCCACCCGGUCCCUCCCCUGUGGUGUUCUGUUGGCGCGGUCGGAGUCCGCGCCUUUGGGGGGGGGGUACUGUCACGCCCUGGCUCUGGGGACUCUGAAAUGUUGAGCCAGGGUGUGGAUUUUCUAUGUUUAGUUUCACGGGGUAGCUUCUAUGUUGUGUUUUCUAUGUUUUGGGUUUUGUUCUAGAUCAUAUAGAUCUAUGUUGGUCAGGGUGGUUCCCAAUCAGAGGCAGCUGUUGCUCGUUGUCUCUGAUUGGGAGCCAUACUUAGGUAGGCUGUUUUCAGCUAUUCUUUGUGGGAUCUUGUUCGUAUUUGGUUUUGUGUUAAACCGUAGACAUCACGUUAUCGUCCGUUGUUUUGAUCGUGUGAUCAUUCAUUAAAUAAAUAUGUUCACCCUCAACGCUGCGCCUUGGUCCGCUUCAUCAUGUGUCAACGAUCGUGACAGUUACGUUGCUUUGUUGUGUUGUGUUUAGCCUGAGGACUUCACGUUACGUUGUUUUGUUGUUUUGUUUGUGUGUUUAUUUUUGGAUAAUUAACAUGUAUGCAUUUCACGCUGCGCCUUGGUCUGCAUCGCAGUGCUAACUGUGCCACUAGAGAUCCUGGUUCGAAUCCAGGCUCUGUCGCAGCUGGCCGCGACCGGGAGACUCAUGGGCGGCGCACAAUUGGCCCAGCGUCGUCCAGGGUAGGGGAGGGAAUGGCCGGCAGGGAUGUAGCUCAGUUGAUAGAGCAUGGCGUUUGCAACGCCAGGGUUGUGGGUUCGAUUCCCACGGGGGGCCAGUAUAAAAAAAUAAAAUAAAAAAUGUAUUCACUAACUGUAAGUCGCUCUGGAUAAGAGCGUCUGCUAAAUGACUAAAAUGUAAAUGUAAAUGUAAAUGUCUGACCCGUCCUUCAACGAGCGUGACAUCUCCAGCUCUGUUGUGUAUAAUUUAUUGUCAGAGAUGCAUGGGAAAGGCCUUUUGCUCAAUAUUUAAUGUUCUCAGUUUCUCAGUAGUAUUAGUAGUCCUAAUUUCAGCUGACAAGUAAUGAAAUAACUUUGACUUAUAUGGGGGUUGUGUAGGGCAUGUCGCUUGCCAGAUGUAAACAAGCAUAACAUUAAUCAUAUCAUUGUUUAAGCAUUUGUACAAGAUGUACUUACAGUUCCAGUCAAUACUUGGCUUGCCUUAUGAUCAUGUUUAGUAAGAAACUACCUAAAGGCCACUCGUCUCCAGUGCCAAGAGUGUCUGUACUGGGAAUUUGUUUUUAUUAAUAGUAAUAGCUUUCCUAUUGGGGUUCUACACUAAAGGACCUGCCUGCUGUGGCUGCACAGGAGAGAGAGACAGUCCAGCUGGCAUCUUCAGUGGUCCUUAAACAAGCAGCUAUAUUCAGCAGGGAAAUUAUUUCACACCAGAGUUUAUGACCACUGGAAAGAGCCAUCUCAUCUUCAAUACAGUCAUUCAGUCUAGGUUCAAUCACACUAUCCAGAGAACUGACCAGUGAUGUAUAAUCAAGCCACAUGGGGAGAGAGACUGAGAGAGGGAGGGAGGGACAGAGAGAGAAAUUAACACAAAGACAGACACAAAUGAGGAAGAGUAGGGUGAAGAGAACAUAUUAUUUUGGUGAGCAGUUGUACUGGAGGGAGAUGGACAGGGGUGGUGUGUAUCAGUGGAAUGCACCUUGUGUGUUUGUGUGUAUCUGCCUUUUUUAAUUUCCUGACCAACUCUUGAGACUUCACCUUAAAAUAAAGACCAUCAAGGUGACGUCCAGGUGGUUUCAUACACAAACUGCCAACUCACCUCAGAGAGAUGUAAUGUGAAAACUACAACAUGCAGAUUAUCUUCAGAGGUGCAUACGCGUAUAUGUGUGAGAAAGACUGACAUCAGCAGCUACCAUUUGUCCAAUUUGUUUACAUUACAUUACUGAAUAGCAUUCAAUCAAAUAAUUUUCACUCAUUGUUAAUUUGCCACACCCAGUCUGAUAAAUGAGAAAACAAUAAAACACAAAAUCUAUCAAAAAACACUCAGGUUAUUAUUUCGCUGGUCAAUGACGGCAGGUUUAGUACCUAAAUAACUACACCAGAACGUUAGUCAGCAUUUUAACAAUUCAUCUCUGAUGUAGGCUAUGGUUCGGUUUCAGCAUCUCAGUGGGCCUUUUCACAUUAAACAUCAGUCCAGGACUCAGAGCCCCAGUGAGAAACCAGAACCUCCAAAUGGUGUCCACUGAUGUCCACCUCCAAAUGAUGUCCACACUCUUACUGUUGAGAGUAUGAAUAGUAGAAUACACAAGGUGCAAUUUCAAAAUUUGGUAGUACAUCAGCAGUUUUCCAAUUGCUAUGUCAGUCACUGACAGACAGCCAUGAAGCACGACUAGAAAUAAACUAAAGUUCUCUUGAGUCAUGUUUUGGGUCCAUAUAAAAAAAAAGAUUGACGCAAGGGUCGUGAGGUAGGGUGAGGUGUCGCAAGGGUUGCGAGGAGCCCCCAAAAGGCUAGAGUGAAUGCAUGUCUACAUUGCCAUUCUUUCAAGUUUUAUUGUCAUUUGCACAAGUACAGUGAAAUGCCUUUCUUGCAAUCUCUUUCCCAACAAUGCAGUAAUCAAUAUCAGUAGUAAUAUAAAAUAAAGUAAAGUAGAACAAAAACACAAGAGAAAUAGAAAUAAUAAGAAGACGAGAAAGUAAUUAAGCUUAAUACAGGGUCAUUUCAAGGGUCAGUGCCAAUACCAUAUUUACAAUGUGCAGGGAUACUGGAGUGGUAGGGGUAGAUAUGACUAGGCAUCAGGAUAUCAACAGAGUAGCAGCAGCGUAUAUGAUGACUGUAUGUGAGUGUGUGUGCGUGGUGUAGAGUCAGCAUGAAUAUGUACAGAUGUAGGAUCUUAAUUUGAGCCAGAUUGCAACAGCAGGAAAAUAAUCAUGCAGCAACAGGAAAUGUUAAUUAUUAUGUGGAUUAUAAAUAAUGGACAUUUUUGUAGGGGUUGAUACAUUUUUCAUUUGGCAAAUCAAGUCUGACAUUUCAAAGUGCAAAUUACAAACUUUAGAAGCCUUUUUAAAACGCAAAUACACUACACGUUUGCAUUUCCUGCUGUGCAGGAAAAUUCUCAGCAACAAAAGAGUGAUGAAAUUAAGAUCCAUAGACUGUUCUCUCUGAUACUGCAUGGCAAGCGGUACCAGUGCACCAAGUCUGGAACCAACAGGACCCUGAACAGCUCCUACCCCCAAGCCAUACGACUGCUAAACAAGGCUGCUAAAUAGCUAAUCAAAUGGCUACCUGAACUACCUGCAUUGAUGCUUUUUUGAACUAACUCUCUUGCACUUACUCACUGGACUCUACGCACACACACUCUACCCACACACACACACACACACACACACACACACACGCAAAUUGAUGACACUCACACACAUACUUUCACACUCACCACAUACGCUGCUGCAACUGCUGUUAAUCUUACUGUUCUUAGUAAACUGAUGGAGAGAAUUGUGUUUGAACAAAUACAAUGCAAUUUUUUAAAAGAACAAGUUAACUACUUACUUUCAGCAUGCAUAUAGGAAAGGGCACUUAACCUCUACGGGAUCGGUGUCCCGUAUACGGGACGGUUGAGCUAACGUGUGCUAAUGUGAAUAGCAUGACUGUUGUAAGUAACAGCAAACUUUCCAGGACAUAGACAUGUCUUAUAUGGGUAGAAAGCUUACAUUUUUGUUAAUCUAACUGCACUGUCCAAUUUACAGUAGCUAUUACAGUGAAAAGAUACCAUGCUAUUGUUUGAGGAGAUUGCACAACAACCAAAAACUUAUCACGGCAACUGGUUUGAUACAAUCACCUCUGAAGAUAAAUAAAGUACUUACAUACAGUUCUCUUGCUCUGAUUUAUCAUCCUGAGGGUCCCAGAGAUAAAAUGUAGCAUAGUUUUGUUUGAUAAAACCCAUUUUUAUAUUCAAAUGUAGGAACUGGGUUCCACAGUUUGAACCCUUGCUGUCUCUGGCUCCACACCCACCCGGCAAUCUAGAUGUGUGAAAGUGAGUGUAUAAGCUAAUGAUCCAUCAUGUAUGACAUUCCUGGGAGUGUGUAAACGUACAUUUUGUAUUACCAUAUCAUUUUUGUAUGUUCUCUAUAGUUAUGUAGUUGAAAAUGUUUCAAUUGACCAAUUCGGCACAUUUGGGCAGACUUGAUACAAAAUACUCCAGUAUUGCAACGCUUCACUGGAUCAAUCUGAAACUUUGCACACACACUGCUGUCAUCUAGUGGCCAAAAUCUAAAUUGUGUCUAAACUGCAAUAUUAUAUUGUGGCCUUUCUCUUGCAUUUCAAAGAUGAAAUAAAAAAUAAAUAAAUUGCAUGUUUUUUUGUUUGUAUUAUCUUUUACCAGAUCUAAUGUGUUAUAUUCUCCUACAUGAAUUUCACAUUUCCACGAACUUCAAAGUGCUUCCAUUCAAAUGGUGUUAAUUUCCCAGCCAUCUUGUGGCAGUAUUUAGGGAAUUGUUCGCACCAAGUCUCGUAGAAUCGGAGGUCAAUCCCGCUGAAGUGGCGCCAUCAUGCCCAGACAACUGCAAGAAGGCUUUGGCUGUGUCGUAACGAAUCGGUUUGACCAGCUAUUGGAUGAUGAAUCAGAUCCGUUCGAGGUGUUAAAGGCGGUGGAGAACAACAAGAAAGAGGCGGCCGCAGCUGGUAUCACCAAAUCUGCAGCCCAAGAAAGAGUCACAGAAGGACAGGAAGAAUCCGCUCCUUGACAAGAAAGAUGAAACUCAGGCUCCAGUACCUCUGAAGAAAGAAGUUAUCAGGCAGGUGGGCCGGAGGCUGGACUAGCAGGGCCAGCCUGGCACCCAGGGCGGGCAGGGCGAAGGGCAGCCCUCCGGCGACAGGAGGCCGGACAACAGGAGACCCCCACGCGAGCGUCGCUUCGACAAAUACCUCGAGGACAAACCCGAUGGCGGAGAGAGAGGUGAGUUCUCUGCAGACAAGCCUCUAGGAGACCGGCCCCCCAGAGGGCGUGGUGGCACCCUGGUGGGUGUGGAGGACGGGGACGGGGCAUGGGCCGGGGCAACGGCUUCGACAGACACAGCGGCGGCGACAAACCUCAGAAAUCUGAGGAGAAGCGCGGCGGGAGUGGCACUCACAACCGGGGGAACCCCAAGGACGAAACGAGUGGUGAUGCUGAACAGACUACUGCCCCUGAGGAAACCCCUGAGGGAGAGGAACACCCUCCUGCUGACUCUGAGAAUAAGGAGAACGAAGUAGAGGAACCUAAGGAGGAGGGCCCCAAGGAGAUGACCCUGGACGAAUGGAAGGCCAUGCAGGACAAGGGCCGUGCCAAGGUGGAGUUCAACAUCCGCAAGCCCAAUGAGGGCGCCGACAGCAAGUGGAACAAGGGCUACGUGCUGCACAAGUCCAAGAGCGAAGAUGUCAGCGACGAAAAGCCUAAAGACAGACCAGCUGUGAUUGAUACUCCAGAGAUUGAAGCAGAUAUGACCCCC
Molecule: messenger RNA, 41840 nt
Organism: Coregonus sp. 'balchen'
Lineage: Eukaryota; Metazoa; Chordata; Actinopteri; Salmoniformes; Salmonidae
Source: the annotation of a GenBank genome assembly